Molecule: messenger RNA, 1837 nt
Organism: Heterobilharzia americana
Lineage: Eukaryota; Metazoa; Platyhelminthes; Trematoda; Strigeidida; Schistosomatidae
Source: the annotation of a GenBank genome assembly
CAUUAUCAAACUUCUGCUUAUACCAAUUUAAUUUGUACCUAAAGUAGAUUUUCAUUCAAUAUCACAUUCAAAGAAUGUGAUGACAUCUUUAUCAGUACUACUUUUUAUCCAGAUUUUAUGUUUAGGUUUGCCACAGUAUAAUUUAUUGUCUCUGUUUCAAUAUCCAAUUAAACAUGAUCUCUUUCAAUCUACUUUAAAAAUAAACCAAAGUCUUGUUUAUUACAAGCAUCGUUUAAUUAUUGGUCACAUUGCAACAUUACCAUGUGAAUAUAACAAUAAAAAUUCUAAUGAUGAAGAAUAUGGAAAUUCCAUAAACAGAAGUGAAUUAGUAAUUUAUGAAUGGUUGUUCAAUGGUAGGCAAUUAUUACCACAUAGAGCAUUUUUUCAUGCAAAUUGGGAUAUUUAUGGAGUUUUGACAAUAUGGGCAAUGAUUGCAAGACCAUCUACAAUAUGGUGUCAUAAACAAGUUUUGCAUUCAAAUAGUCAUAGUUAUGAUUAUUAUUAUUCACAUGAAAUAAUCUUUAUUAAUUUAGCUGUAUUACAACAAAUUAUUGGUAUAAAAGUAGAUGUGGAAAUGGAUGAAAAAGUAUUACUAGUUAAAUGUAAGCAGGAUAAUUAUACAUGUGAUUGCCAACUGAAAACUAGUCCUGGUGAAUUAAUUGCCGGUGAAGAAAUCGACCAUCCUAAGCAUUAUAUAUUAAAAGAUUUAGAAGAAUCUUGUGAAUCAUUAUGUGAAGACACAACAUUCUGUACAAAUUUUUACCUUGAAGAUUUUCUGUGCAUGAAUAAACAAAGUGAAUCAAAGUCAACGCACUAUACUGAGUUAACAUUCAUUUUGGAUAACGUAAGAAGUUAUUCCAUGGAAUCUGAAAGUUUUCAACUUUUCGACGAGUUCAUAAAAAAAUUUCAAAGUCAAAUGUCUAAAACAAAAUCUAAUGUAACUAAAAAGCUGAAGGAUAGAUUUUCAUCUGAAAAGAUUAAAGUUCACUUCACUUACUCUUAUCGAUCUAUUCACUAUUGUAUGGGACCAUCAGGAAAACUUGUACCUUCACACAGUGAAUGCGAUUUAUGUCAACCAGGUUCAUACUAUCCAAGUCGUAUCGUCAAUCCAUCUCCACCUGCAAUCGAUAAAGAAUUCCAUCCAUUCAGUGCCGAUCAACCAAUAUUAACAGCUCAAUACUCUAGGUCGGUAUUUUAUCCACCAUGGAUUACAGAUGAUGAUCCAACCACCUGUCUCCCCUGUCCAGAGAAUACAUACUCUGAAGAAUAUGGUCAGUCCGCAUGCUUACCGUGUCCAUUUCAACACAGCAUCCCAACCGAUCUAAAAAUCGAUAUCCGCCCAACUGGUGGAAAUGACUGGUUACACAUAGCCUGUCCGAAAGAAGGACGAUCUGAAAUCCGUAUGAUGCAGGUGAUACAGGGAAUGUUAGGUGAAACAGCAGGCAAUUAUAUAAAGCACGCUACAAUACUAAAACGUGUGGGAAUUAUUUGCUGCCUGCUUGGUCUUCCAGGUAUCAUCUCCUUCUUAUUAAUGUUUACCGCGUUUGUAUUAAUUGAUGUCGGUUCAACACUUAUACAAAUGGCCAGAAACUUACAUCCACUACAAAUACAGAUAGCUGAGACAAGCACAGCGAAUACACGUUUCGAUGCUGAUCAACGUAAAGCAGCUGAAGAGGUGUAUAAACGUAUGAAAAAUCAAUGAAUUUCUUAGUUCUUGGUUCCUUUUUGAAAAGAAAACCUGCAAUUUUGUGUUGAAAUUAUUACUCAUUUGUUGUUGUCACUGUCUUUGUAGUUGUUCAUCUUUUUAGACAAUAAGUAAACAGUUGGCAUGAAUCAA